CGUACACAUUAUAUAUAAAUCUUGAUAAUACUCAAACGAUCAAUGUUAUCAAUACAUAUAUUUAAUAAUUUAAACUGGUAAUUGUACUUAAAAAAACAAUUAAAUUAAUAUUAGUUUGAAUUGGUCCAUUUGUUUUAUAAGUAUGGCGAGUUCAGAAGAAAAUAUUUACAUUAUAGAACCCUUACCACCGCCUUAUUUUGACAUAGAAGUUAUACCAAGAGCCUCCAAUCGUGCGAGUAAAACAAACGAGAAGGAGCAUUCAAUUGGCAAGCAAUAUGAUAUUUUUGGGAAAGACCAAAAUAUUGGAAAGAAUAUUGAUUCUGAAAUAUCUAAUGAACCUAAUGAUCGACUUUAUUUUGUACUAGUAGUUGUAGGUCUUUUGGGUUUAGUACAUAUGCUUCCUUACACUUUCUUUAUGACAGCUAAUGAGUAUUGGAUGUAUAAAUUCAGGAAUACCACCUCAAAUAGUACAGAUGCAAAUGAAAGAACGUACUUACAAACCAAUUUCAAUUCAUUGAACCAACUAUACACGACGGUACCAACUGUUCUGAGUAAUUUCUUGUUGGCGUUUGUAGCUCAUAAAAUAAAGGCUAUGACUAGAAUUAUUUUUACUUUGGCACUACAUACGUCUAUAUUUGGGACAGCAGCAAUUUUUGCAAAAAUAAAUACAGACAGUUGGCAGGAUCCUUUCUAUUUCAUUAGCGUUGUUAUGCUGAUUUUGCUGAUGUCUUCAAUAUCGUUUGGCGCAGCUGGACAGUUCGGUCUAUUCUCCAGACUGCCACCGGUCUACAUUAAAGCUUAUCUCGUAGGAGAAGGAUUUGCGGCCAUGUUUAAUGCCAUUAUGAGACUAAUAUCCAUCGUAAUUUCUCCGUCGCCUACAGGAUCAGCGUUGAUUUACUUCGUAACAGGCAGCGCGCUCAUGUUCCUCUCCACCAUUCUGACAGUAAUCGCAGGACGUACGAGAUAUUUUAGAUAUUAUAAUUCCAACACUAAAGCAGAUAAGAAGGAAAAGGUCCGUGAUACAAAGGAGCUAUUCAGAGUUACAAAAUGUGUUUGGCAUAUGAUAUUCUUAAACGCCUUAUUUAUAAUGGCUCCAUUAUCAUCAAUUUACAACCUAGUUGUAUCAGAAAAUAGUAACGACCCUAAUAAUGUAUGGGCAAAUCGCUAUUUUGUAACAGUAUGUACAUUUUUAAUACCAUCAAUUGCUAAUACAUUUGGUCGUGCUAUUUAUAGUAAAAUUGAUUGGGAUUGCCCUAUUCCCAUCAUUUAUCUGAUAGUUACCGGAUUUCAAGCAGUAUCAACAACAUGUAUAUUCUUCGCCAAUGCAAAACCUAGACAUCAUCUGCCGGUGAUUUUGACUCAUGAUUGGCAGUACAGUUUUGCCAUGGCAACCUAUGCAUUUUUGCAAGGGUUUAUUGCUACUCUUAUGUCUAUGAAGACAAUUAGGUUGCUUCCAGGUAAUAGAGUGGAAUUAGGAAUGCUUAUUCUUACAUUCUUCAUGAGUAUAGCAGGCGCUGCAUUUUCGCCGCUAGGGAUAUAUGCAGUUAAGAUUUUGUGAAUUAGUUGUUUAGGAGCGAUUAUCGUAACCAUAUUGGUUAACCCUGUAAAUGUAUGAUAUUGUGCAAUAAAUUUUUUAACCUAAA
This is a messenger RNA of Sitophilus oryzae (rice weevil), 1643 nucleotides long. Its product is annotated as equilibrative nucleoside transporter 1-like. Gene Ontology annotation, biological process: nucleoside transmembrane transport. Gene Ontology annotation, molecular function: nucleoside transmembrane transporter activity. Lineage: Eukaryota; Metazoa; Arthropoda; Insecta; Coleoptera; Curculionidae. Gene Ontology annotation, cellular component: plasma membrane. The transcript has 9 exons. The record is from RefSeq and is a predicted model, not a curated record. The coding region runs from base 143 to 1558 and encodes 471 amino acids.